AUGGAGGAUGGUAGUCUCAAGGUGGGUCUUGGCAGCCACCCUGAGUCUGCCCUGUCUGACACGGCCCUUAACGAGACUCCUGGAUUGGGGUCAUCCAAGGACACCUCAGCCAAUCAGGAAGAGGUUGAAUUGCAACCCCUUAUAUCCCACAUUUCCACAAUGGAUCGAGGAGAAUGUAUGGGCCACAUCUCCACACUACACGAUGAAGUUGAGAAGAUGUUUGAGAUUUCGCCUCGAUUUUGUAUUGACUCUCUUUCAAUAGGAGAGGUAUGCGUUGAUCAACACCGAUUUGGGGAGGAUGACUAUAAAAAUCACCGCCGAAUGUCGUUUCCCCAUGUCCACCACCCUCUGAAGUCUAUGCACAGCCGAUCUUUUAAAUCCAUGAAAGGUAUGAAAAGAAAAGCAAAAAAGAAGUUUCCUGGUGCAAGAAGCUUUCCUUCCAAAAUUGCAGCACAGUCUCCUGUCAUUCCUGAAGUAGACGUCGAAGAAUAUCAGGAGGAUAUUGAUUCUGAUGACGCUGACUUCGACAUGGCUUCCAGCAUGUACAGUGCUGACAUUCAGGGUUCUUCAACAGACAUUCCUGAACUACAAGUUGGCUUUUACAUUGGAGAAGGAGAUCGUGGAGGAGAAGUGGCUUCCUUGCAAGCUGAGUCGGAAGGGUCACCCCUGUUGAUGCGACAACCUUCCACUGAUUCCCAUGUGUCAUCCAGAUCAGUUGCCGCACAAAAGUUUCGACGUCAAGCAUCCGGAUCACCCGAGCCAACAUCUAUGUUUGAAAUGGAUGAGACGCCUCGGCCCUCGGAGCAGGCAGCUCAUCGCACAAUGUCUGUGGAGGGAAGUGUGGAUGAUCUGGUGAGCAGUCAGCCCUUGCUGAAGGUCAACUUUCAAUUAGGUGCUGAAGAAUCCACCCAUGAUGUUGAUGUGUGGGUGAAAAGAAAAGAAGAAGAACUUGAAAAAGAAAGUCUGAAGAAACGGUCACAUUCUCCAUCGCCUUCACGGUAA
Messenger RNA from Acanthosepion pharaonis, 1002 nucleotides. Lineage: Eukaryota; Metazoa; Mollusca; Cephalopoda; Sepiida; Sepiidae. The record is from the annotation of a GenBank genome assembly.